This is a messenger RNA of Exaiptasia diaphana, 1480 nucleotides long. Its product is annotated as neurofilament heavy polypeptide. Bases 36 to 1115 code for a protein of 359 amino acids. The transcript has 3 exons. NCBI's taxonomy places the organism in Eukaryota, Metazoa, Cnidaria, Anthozoa, Actiniaria, Aiptasiidae. The record is from RefSeq and is a predicted model, not a curated record.
UAUUAAAGUUUCUAAGGGAAAAGUAUGCUUCUAAAAUGCAGACAGAUGAGAACCAAGCAGCUUUAGGUUUAACAACAGCAUCACAGUCCUCUAGUGAAGAAGAUCUUACCAAUAAUAACUAUGAAAUUGCUGCCCAACUACCUAAAGAGGAAAAAGUCCCAGCAUGGGAAGAUGAAGUUAGAGUAGAGAAGGUUCGUUUACCUCCAAUAUUCAAAGCCGCUGCAGAACGACCAAGGAAUAGGACAGUUGAUGAAUCAAAUGAGAUCCUAAGAGGCCAGAAGUCUACACAAUUUGAACCCAAGCCAAAAGUUAAUGUACAGAUCAGUGAGCCUGAAAUAAGAAUCAAGUCUCCUCAGAAACUAAGACAUGAUGAAUCUAGAAGAAGUCAUUCUCCUCCAAAGAAGGCUUUACUUUCCUCAGAAGAAGUACCUCAUAAGAGAGCAACGACGUACACAAAGGUUAAGAAAUACAGCGAUGCAGCUUUAAAAGGUAGUUCUGAGUUACAACAAGUUGAACGGAAGGAAGAGAAAACUGAGAAGCCUAAGAAGAAAAGAAAAUCAAGAAGCCGCAGUCCUAUAAAAAGUGUUAUUCAAGCCAGCAAAACCCAUGAAAAGAAUACUUCAUUGAAUGAUGAAAACACUCAAAUUUCAAAGCAUAAGGAAGAAAUCAUACAAGUAACAUUUCAAACCAACCAGAUGACAGUUAGGGAUAUUGAAUCACAACCAAAAAUCAUUGGUGCUUCACAAAAACAACCCGAUAGUUUAGUGGAUGACAUCAGAGACAUGACAAAAAUGCCAAAUAAUCCUGUUGGUCUUUGUUUAAAAGAAGGAGACUUUGUUGCUAUCAAAGUACCAUCCAAACUAUACAUCAAGGGUCAGCCAUGUCUGGGUAAAGUCACAACAAUGGAGGAUAAUCUUGGUUUGUUAACUGUACACUAUUAUACAGGGUCAUAUGAAGGUUACUGGAGACCAAUGAUGAGUAGAACAAGCCCCUAUCUUAGAAAAGUCCCUCAUCAAAGUAUACUUUGUAAAUUCAAGUUAUCAACAGAGGGAAGAAUGAGUCCUAUUACUAGAGCUAAAGUCAGGAAAGUUGUUGAUGGAGAAGAGCAAAAGUAGUAGUCUAACCAAGAACUUAUCACCAAAAUGCUAUACAAAUAAUAAACAAGGACGAAAUAGUCAUAGAACAAUAUUWUAGUAUUUUUAAAUCAAAAUGUUGGCUUGAUAAGAAGUAGCCAAGGGUCAAUAAUUGUGUAAUAAUUCAGURUGAUAAAAGGUGUACAUAGAAUCAAUCUAACUUAUUUUUCAUAGACGUAUGUUUUGUAGCUCAUGUUUUAUAGCUGUAAGUAGAUAUUUUAUAAAUAUACUGUAAUCCUAACAUCAAAUGUAUGGGAAAAUGCAAUUACAUUUCGUGAACAAAAUGAAAURUUUUGAMAAAAUGUAAAUCACCUCUAGCAUUUAAUAAAUUAUUGUUUAUAUUAAUU